Messenger RNA from Papilio polytes (common Mormon), 544 nucleotides. It is a transcript of the gene Tim9a, whose product is annotated as mitochondrial import inner membrane translocase subunit Tim9-like. Lineage: Eukaryota; Metazoa; Arthropoda; Insecta; Lepidoptera; Papilionidae. The record is from RefSeq and is a predicted model, not a curated record. The coding region runs from base 164 to 439 and encodes 91 amino acids. The transcript is spliced from 3 exons.
UUUCUUCUGUCAGAAAAAGUAAAAAUCUAACCUCAAAAGUGAAACUGAAAUACUGGUGAACAAAAUUUUAAUUGUUGUUCCUAUUUUAUAAGUUAAUAAACCUUAUAUUCCUAAUAAAAACUAAAGUAUAACAAAGAUACAGCCUUCCAUUAAUUUUUAAAAAAUGGCGGCACCACCUGAAAUGAGUGAAGCUGAUCAAAUUAAAACGUUCAAGGAUUUUCUAAUGCAAUACAACAAGUUGUCAGAAUUAUGUUUCAAUGACUGUAUUCAUGAUUUUACUUCGCGAACAUUAAGACCAACUGAGGAAAAGUGUACUCUGAAUUGUAUGGAGAAGUAUUUAAGGAUGAAUCAGAGAGUUUCACAAAGAUUCCAUGAAUUCCAGAUGAUUGCCAAUGAAAAUAUGUUAGCGUUGGCACAAAAAUCAGGCAAUCCUAGCUAGUGAAUUAUCAUAUUAUAGUUGCAUUUCUUGCAUUUCUUAUUUAGGUUCUUCAAAUGUUAAUGAAUAUAGUGUUGUUGAAUAAAAACCGUGUUUUAAGUUGUUUCA